Messenger RNA from Sinocyclocheilus rhinocerous, 446 nucleotides. RefSeq names its product beta-2-microglobulin (gene b2m). The record is from RefSeq and is a predicted model, not a curated record. The transcript has 3 exons. The coding region runs from base 93 to 443 and encodes 116 amino acids. Lineage: Eukaryota; Metazoa; Chordata; Actinopteri; Cypriniformes; Cyprinidae.
AAGGUUACUGGUCGUUUACUUUCGAUAUUAACUGCAUUGGACCUGAGAGCCGAAGCAUACUCUUCUUAAAACUCUGGACUAAAUCACCAAAAAUGAGAGCACUCAUCACUUUUGCCCUGUUCUGUGUGCUGUACGUCACUGUACAAGGGAAAACAUCCAGUCCCAAGGUCCAGGUGUACAGCCAUUUUCCUGGAGAGUAUGGAAAGGAGAACACCCUAAUCUGCCAUGUCAGUGGCUUCCACCCUCCUGAUAUCACCAUUGAACUGCUGAAGGAUGGCGAGAUUCUCCCAAAUACCCAGCAGACUGACCUGGCCUUCGAAAAGGGCUGGCAGUUUCACCUUACCAAGAGCGUCACCUUCAAACCAGAGAGAGGACAGAACUACGCCUGCAGUGUUCGACACAUGGGCAAUAAAAAUGCCUAUUCUUGGGAGCCCAACAUGUAAAGC